Amoebophrya sp. A25 is the source of this 169-nucleotide messenger RNA. The record is from the annotation of a GenBank genome assembly. Lineage: Eukaryota; Dinophyceae; Syndiniales; Amoebophryaceae.
AUGCGGUCAAGGAUUGAAAACAUGGACGGGUUGACGGGGCUGGAACAGGGCUCGUUCAACAACGCGGCAUCAUCUGGCGCUGGGGUGCAAGAUAGUCAAUCACGACACGAGGGCCAGCAAGAGUCUCCACAUGCCGCCUUGUUUCGAAUUAUGUGCGUGUACCAAGAGG